AUGCAGCAUUUAGUGCCACUGCCCAUGGAAAAGCUACCUCCCUGGAAAAGCCAGCACUGGCCUGCCACUCCCAUUGGCAAUAGUGGGGCUGCAGUUGGCCUGCUGCUGCCUGAACAUCUGACACUCCAGCAGGAGCUAGCAGUUCGGUGGAGGAACCACCAGAAGCAGGAGGACUCCACCUUUUUGCAGCCUCCAGUCUGGCACAACUGCCUCCCCUUGGCAAAAUGUGAUGAGAGCAUGGCUGGUAAUCAAUUAAUUAAUUGUAGAAACCAUAUUUUGGAAUUUAAGGAGAAAAUUCUACGUUUAAAAAAUAAAACUGAAAGAAAUCGCCAAGAGCUGAUCAAUGCCUUGAGUAAAAUGAAGUAUGAAAUGACACAGAGAGAAAAUACGUCCACAGACUUAGUUGAGAAGAAAAUGAAUACAUUGGGUAAGGAUGACACAGUGUCUAAUAAUACAUUUGAAGUCCUAAAGUUCUUUUUCCCUCAUCUAAGGAAAGUGGGCAGAAUUUAUCCUGAUGUAAUCAUUGGCAAAGAGAAAACAGGUGUCUCUUUUGCGCUGGGUAUUUCCACUGUUAGCAGAGGAAAUCAAAGUUACCUGAAGCAAACCCUGAAUUCUGUUGUCUCCAGGAUGACUCUCUCAGAAGAGAAGGACUCUGUGGUGAUUGUCUCGGUGGCAGAUAGAAAUGAAGAUUAUUUAAAAUCUGUUGUGGACAUGAUUACAAAAAGAUUCAAAAGGCAGCUGAAGUCUGGAUCCUUGGAAGUCAUUUCAAUACCUGCCUUUUUUUAUCCAAACAUGUUACAUGUCAAGCAGUCAACUGAGGACUCAGGAAAAUUAGAGAGUUGGCGCAUCAAACAAGUACUGGAUUUUUGUUUUUUGAUGCUUUAUGCGCAACCAAAGGCCAUGUAUUAUUUACAGCUAGAAGAUGAUAUCAUAGCUAAAAAGAUGUACUUUACAAAAAUCACAGAUUUUGUGCAUAAUAUCACUUCAAAUAAUUGGUUUUAUAUUGAGUUUUCAAUUCUUGGAUUCAUAGGAAAGCUAUUUAAAUCUGAGGACUUAACUGACUUUGUGCGUUUUUUUUUAAUGUUCUACAAAGAUAAACCCAUAGAUUUGCUUUUGGGGGACAUUUUUCAGGUAAAGAUGUGUAACCCAGGAGAGACUCCUGAAAAAUGUGCAGAACGAAAUAAGCAAAUUCGUAUUCGAUAUAAACCUUCUCUUUUCCAGCAUGUGGGUAUACAGUCAUCAUUCCCUGGAAGAGAACAAUAUUCCAAAGCCAAAGGCUAUAUUUCCAAAUACACUGAGGAUUUAGGCUUCAACAUACGAAUUUGA
Messenger RNA from Puma concolor (puma), 1326 nucleotides. The record is from RefSeq and is a predicted model, not a curated record. Lineage: Eukaryota; Metazoa; Chordata; Mammalia; Carnivora; Felidae.